AUGCCAGCCUCUUUCAUUCUUGACAGUAGAGCAGCAACAGGGUUCUCCAACGCCGCUGCCUACGACCUUAACCGACCCUCCUACCCACCUGAAGCUGUUGACAAACUGCUCACCCACCUCGGGGUUGCAGCUGCCAGGCCAGAGGACUUUGAGAUCAUUGCUGUGGAGCCCCAUGGCGGGAUGAGAGACAUUCUUGUUGAGAAGGGACUUGGGGAAAGGGUGAAGGUUGAGGAUGGUAAUGCUGGGGACAUGCCCAUUAAAGAUGAUUGGGGAGAUGCAUGUGUUGCUGCACAGGCUUUUCAUUGGUUCGCUACUGAGAGUUCUUUGAAGGAAAUUCAUAGAAUUUUGAGACCUGGAGCUGCAUUUGGCAUGAUUUGGAAUAUUGACGAUUACAAUGCUCCCAAAGAUCAUGCGGCAACUACUCAAUGGGAGCAGAAGUUAAAGGACUUGGUUGAUACAACGAAUGAUGGCCAUGAUAGAUUCAGAGACAUGAAGUGGAAAGAGGUAUUUGAACAGCAGCAAGACACAAGCCCACUGCAGACAUUAAGGGACACCUUCACUCAUAACUUCCCAUCUUUCUCCCUUCCACUUGGAGAGGAAUCUGUCAAGUGGACCCACUGGCUCAGCGAUGAGAAUAUAUGGGCUCGAUUCAGCACCUUGUCGCAAAUUGCGAAUCUAUCAGAAGAGAAGAGGGAGUCUUUCCACCAAGAGGUUUUGAUUGCUUUGAAGGAGCAUGGAGAGAGGAACGAGAAGGGAGAGGUUGCAACGCAUGGCAUUACUUUCUUAGCUUGGACCUCUAGAAUCUGA
This is a messenger RNA of Cadophora gregata, 807 nucleotides long. RefSeq lists its product as uncharacterized. The transcript is spliced from 5 exons. The record is from RefSeq and is a predicted model, not a curated record. Gene Ontology annotation, molecular function: S-adenosylmethionine-dependent methyltransferase activity. Lineage: Eukaryota; Fungi; Ascomycota; Leotiomycetes; Helotiales; Ploettnerulaceae. Bases 1 to 807 code for a protein of 268 amino acids.